AUGGCUCCACCCAGCCUCACUGUGGCAGCCUUGAAGAUGCUCACAAAAUGGCUUCAAAACAGACAGCUUGCUGUAGUCUUACUUGUUGUGAAUUUGCCCAAAACAAGAACUUUGAUGUGGUAUCUGGAUGAGGAGCUUCUGGAUGAUAGUUCUGUUGCCGUCAUUAAACUCCUUGAAUGGGGCACAAAAGUCGAAAACAGGGAUUUUGGCAGUGUGGAUGUAGCCUUAGGAACAGCAGCCGAAAAACCAAAUGUUAUGAUUAUGAAGAAGAAUCAAAGCCUGCAAACCAAAACUCUGCAGCCAACAGAGUGCACCAUAACUCUAAAAAUCUGCUUCUCACCACCUGAACCUAAAAUGGUUGUGCACCGGAGAAAACACGAUUUAAAGAAAUUGAUCUGUUGCCCUGUCUUUGCCAAGGCUUCUGGCAUAGAAGAAUUUACUCUGAAGGAAACCGAGGCACCUCAAAUGCCAGCUCCAACAUCGACCACCAUGAAGGAGCUUUCCAACAAGAAGCAACUGUUCCAGGUGCGAGUUAUCAUCAUUGAAUGUCGACAACUGCAAGAAAACAAUGUCAAACCAGUGGUGAAAGUCAAUAUUGGAGAUUACACAUUCCGGACCAGAAUUAGACGUGGAAACAAUCCAUAUUAUAAUGAGACCUUCGUCCAAAAUUUCAAUGAAACCCCUCUUCGACUUUUUGAUGAGUUUAUUACUAUACAGCUCCUCUGGUGGAUGGCAGGCCACAAUAUUGCCCUCCCCAUCCCAGCUGCCUCCUAUGCGCCCAUACGCCUGCUGGAAUUGGGUCAUGCUUUGAUUUCGAAAUGGUUGAGCCUCUACGAUCCAGGGAAUCUCAAUGCUGGAUUUAAGGGCUACGUGAAGGUCACCCUUUGUGUCCUGGGAGCUGGAGAUCGUGUGCCGGAUUUUGACCAGCCAGCAGAGACCGGUGAUUUAGAAUCCAAUCUCCUGCAGCUGGCAAGUGUUCCAGCUGCACGCACUGUCUCCCUCCAGCUGUACAUCUACCGAGCAGAAGAUGUUCCACAAAUACAAGAUGGCACAGUGACACCUUUCACCACCUUACCUGUGGAUCCUCUCAUCAUCUCUGUGGACCCUUCUCUGGAAGUUAAUUUCGCAGGGCGAGUGCUAAGGACCAAAGUCAUUUUGGGAGACACCAACCCUGUGUGGAACCAGGUGCUCUGUUUUCCCAUGCAGUUGCCAUCUAUUUGUGAUCUCAUUAAACUCACUAUUAUGGAUGGGGCAGAAGAAGGAGAUGGUGUUGUUUUGGGCACCGCCUUCCUCAGCCUCGCCCAGAUCUCUUGUGCAGGAGCUGAAACAAAAAAAGAGGCCUCAGGCUUCUUGCCUUCCUUUGGACCAAGCUUUCUCACCUUCUACGGAAGCCAACAGGAGCUUCUGAAUCCAGCCGAAACUCCUGAGAGACGUGGGAUUCAGGCGGAAGAAGGGACCACGUAUCGUGGAAGAGUUCUUCUGGAGCUGCGGACUAUCAGGGAAACAAUCCCGAUUCAGAAAAUUGAUGACAUUCCUGGAGAAACUGUUAAAAAGAUGCAGUAUUUCUUGCCUCAGUUCCGAUAUGGUCUAUGUGUUGUAUUUUACUCUGCUACCAUGUUGGCUGAUAUCACGGAACCGAUCCAGUUUGAGGUCAGCCUAGGAAACUAUGGGAACAAAUUUGAUGAGACUUGCAAACCAUUUGCUUCCACUACUCAGUACUGCCAUGCUGUCUAUGAUGGUAAUUUCUACUAUUACCUACCGUGGUAUGAUACUAAACCCAUGGUGACCAUCACCUCGUUCUGGGAGGAUGUUAGCUACCGCGUUGCCUGCACAAACACUCUCCAGUUCAUUCAUGACAGGCUGAAAAAGAAUCUAGAUACUCUUAAAGCCAUCCGCCAGCCCCAUGACCCAUCAGUGGCUGUGGUUUGGAAGAAGCUGCAGAAAGAUUUGGUCGAAGACUGCAAGAAACCUUUGCCAUCCCCGGACAUCCAGAAAGCUGUGACUGUCCUCGAUAAACAGCUGUGGAAACUAAGGGUUCGUGUGCUUCAUCAAAUCAGCAAAGCUGCAGAGAAAACCAGCUGGAAAACCCCCUUGCACAAACUCAUCCCAAAAGUUGAGGGUUGGCUGAAUCGGAUUGCUUCCAUCGCAAUUGAGACUCAAAUCAGUAUCCCAGAUGUGGUGAUCUGGAUGCUGUGGGAGGACCGACGGGUGGCCUAUGCCAGGGUGAAGUCCCAGUCCAUCAUGUUCUCCAAAGAUGGCCCCUAUGCCAAAGGCAGGCUGUGUGGCAAAACCCACACCCUCUUCCUAAAGGAUAUGCAAAGCAAAAUGAAUUACAACCCCAUCCCCGCCAUGCUCCGGGUUCGAAUGUGGAUGGGGAGGAUGGCCGACUGCGCGCACUUCAUGAGAUGUUGCGAAGGGAGGAUUGCGGUCUUUGCAGAAACG
Molecule: messenger RNA, 2442 nt
Organism: Thamnophis sirtalis
Lineage: Eukaryota; Metazoa; Chordata; Lepidosauria; Squamata; Natricidae
Source: RefSeq, a predicted model, not a curated record